Capronia epimyces CBS 606.96 is the source of this 1731-nucleotide messenger RNA. RefSeq lists its product as uncharacterized. The coding region runs from base 1 to 1731 and encodes 576 amino acids. NCBI's taxonomy places the organism in Eukaryota, Fungi, Ascomycota, Eurotiomycetes, Chaetothyriales, Herpotrichiellaceae. The record is from RefSeq and is a predicted model, not a curated record. The transcript has 2 exons.
AUGCAUCCGCCGUUAUCAUUCUCGCUGCCGGCGCUGCUGGCCCUGGUGCUGGCCACGCUCACGCUCGUGUCCGCCUACCGACCGGUCCAGUUCGUCAAGCACACGGGCGAGUCUGGCCGCGCAGACCAAGCAUUCAGCCUGGUCAACUACUACAAUACCACCACGCAGCAGGCCGACCUGUACGUGCGCAUGGAAGCCUUCCGCUACCAGUCGUCGGCGCUGGGCUGGGCCGCCCUGGCCCUGGGCCCGGAAAUGAAGGGCGCGCUGAUGUUCCUCAUAUACGGCGACCCGGCGGCCCCCGACCCUAAACUGACUCUGACCACCCGCACCGUCGACGGCCACCAUCCGCCGCGCCCGGUGGCGGAGAUGAAGGAAUUCUAUUCUGGCGACGUGCCCGCCGUCGACGUCGUCACCGCCCACUUCGAGCCGUACACCGGCGACUUCUUCCACGAGCAACUGCAGCAGAAGCCGUCGCAUCUCGGCGUGGCCGAGUUCGUCGUGCGCGGAUACACGCGCUGGACCGCCGCCGCGCUCGGCGUCUCCAACGACACCACCAACCAGGCCAUGAUCUGGAGCAGCAACUUCAAGCAGGAUUUCGGCGGCGACUUCUCGCCCGAGCGCAACAUCGACAUGCACCAGUUCGGCCUGGGCUUUGGUUUCCUGUGGACCGAUCUGCGCAAUGCCCUCUCGCCCGUUCCCUUCUUCGGUCCGAUCAAGGACACCGAGGACCACAAGGGCGUCAGCGAGACCGCUGAGCCCGCCGCCCCGACCAAGGACGAGUUGGCUGUCGGCAACGCCAUUAUUCUCGAGCAGAAGGAGCUCGGAGGUGUCGGUGCCAGUAUUGGCGUCGGUGGUGUUACUGAUUCCGGGGAUGGUGAUAAAUCGUCCUCGGUCACCACCCCGGCCCCGGAUGAUGGCACCAAGGUCGAAGAGCCGGUCAAGACGCCCAAGCAGUGGAACGUCCGCUCGUUGAUGUGGCACAUCCACGGCAUCCUGAUGACGCUCCCCUUCCUUCUACUCUACCCGCUCGGCAUCUACUUUCUGCGCUCUGGGCGUAAAACAGCCUUCAACCUGCACUGGACCGUCAACUCGCUGGGCAGCGUGAGCGUGAGCCUCGGGGCGCUGGUAGGCUUCGUCAACUCGCGCUCCAUCUCCAUCACGCACCAGUACCUGGGCAUUCUGAUCGUGUGCGCGCUGGCGGUGCAGACGGUGCUCGGCUGGCGCCACCACAUCGUCUACCUCUCGCACCUGACCUCGUCCGGCCGCGGCCGCACCACCUGGAUGGCCCAAGUGCACGUCUGGCUGGGCCGCGCCGUGCUGCCGCUCGGCAUGCUCAACGUCGUCUCGGGCCUGCUGCUGCGCCACUACGGCUGGCUGACCGUGUCGUUGGCCAUCGCCCUCGCCGCCGUCGAAAUCCUCGCCCUCGCCCUGCUCAUGGCCCGCGCCAGACGCGAUGCCCUACGUCGGCCCGGUGCCUCCGGCGCCGCCGCCAACGGCUCCGCCUAUAAACUGGGUCCUGUCGCCGCCACGGGACCCUCGGCCGCCGACGAGGCCGAAGAGUAUUUCCAGCUCGGGGAAGACGACGACGACGACGAUUACAGUGAUGACGACCAUGCCGGCGCUGCGGCUGGAGACCUACCGAGCGGAUCUGCCGCCGAUCGAGAACGCAAGGAGCGAGAGGAGCAGAAGCUCGAGCAGCAGAAGCGUCUGGCCCGGCUGGAUAAAGUGUAA